UGUUAGAUUUGAUAAAGAUCGUCGGUUAAACUAACUACAAGUGGAGACCACAACAACAUUAACAAUAAAGAAAUGUCAAUGUCCUCUGUGUGGAAGCUAGCCUGUGUCGUGGGGAGGGGUACUAUACAGAGAGCAAGAGGGACUGUGUCUGGUCGACCACUGACCUACUCCGCUCCAUUAUCGGCUAGUUUCAGCACUACCAUAAGACGCUGCACAGAAGAGAGCAGCUCAUCCAGUGAAUCAGAUACAGACACAGACUCAGACACAGACUCAGAGGCGGCUACCCACGGCUCUCCUUUAAUGAGCGAGACAGAGGAGGACAGUAGAGUGGCCGUCUUGAAAGCAUGCCUCUAUCUUGUUCGUGAGGGGGGGUGGUCUGCCGCAGUACUGGCCGAGGGUGUAAAGAAGGCAGGGUUUGAGGAGGGGGAGGAGAGAGAGUUGUUUCCUAACGGACCUGGGGAUUUGGUGAAUUUGUUUGAGCAGCAGUGCAACGCUAAACUGUAUCGGUACAUGGAGAAACAGAAGGAGGCUGGUGUGGUGGGUCCCAAGAUCAUCCAGCCAUCAGUUGAACACAAGCUGAAGAUGCUCUCCCCCUACAUUGAGAAAUGGCCUCAGGCAAUGUCCCUGAAGGUGCAGCCACAAGUCGCCCCCACUGCGCUAGAAAACGUCUCACUCAUGGUGGACGAUAUCUGGUACAUGGCGGGGGACCAGACGACCGACGUCAGCUGGUACACUAAGAGGGGGGUGCUUGGAGCCAUCUACACUAGCACAGAGUUGUACAUGAUUCAAGAUGAGUCUGAUGGUUUUGCGGAUACCUGGCGUUUCCUUGAUCACCAACUGCAGGGAGUUCACCAUAUUGGCGGCAUAGGCAGAGGAAUAAUGGACAUCGUCCGUGCCGGGCUUGACAAUAUGAAAGGUACAGUGGGAGACAUGACAGAGAAAAAAUGAUCACCUGAGAAUCAUGCAUGUGACUCUCUAAUAAACUGUCUACCAGUAUUUUGUAUCAUGUUUUUUUUUGUCUAUUUCUUAAUUAAUUGAGAAAUAAUUAUAAUCGUUGUGAAUUGCAA
Messenger RNA from Halichondria panicea, 1067 nucleotides. Its product is annotated as ubiquinone biosynthesis protein COQ9, mitochondrial-like. The transcript is spliced from 8 exons. NCBI's taxonomy places the organism in Eukaryota, Metazoa, Porifera, Demospongiae, Suberitida, Halichondriidae. Gene Ontology annotation, cellular component: mitochondrial inner membrane. The record is from RefSeq and is a predicted model, not a curated record. Gene Ontology annotation, molecular function: lipid binding. Bases 73 to 948 code for a protein of 291 amino acids. Gene Ontology annotation, biological process: ubiquinone biosynthetic process.